Messenger RNA from Mus pahari (shrew mouse), 1071 nucleotides. RefSeq names its product olfactory receptor 1537-like. The record is from RefSeq and is a predicted model, not a curated record. The coding region runs from base 24 to 968 and encodes 314 amino acids. Gene Ontology annotation, cellular component: membrane. The transcript has 2 exons. Lineage: Eukaryota; Metazoa; Chordata; Mammalia; Rodentia; Muridae. Gene Ontology annotation, biological process: sensory perception of smell; G protein-coupled receptor signaling pathway. Gene Ontology annotation, molecular function: G protein-coupled receptor activity; odorant binding; olfactory receptor activity.
CAGGAGAUUGUGAAAGGAUCUGAAUGGAGGACAUGGCAUCAGGAAACUAUUGCACAGUGACUGAGUUCUUCUUGGCUGGGCUCACAGAGAAGCCAGAACUCCAGCUGCCACUCUUCCUCCUCUUUAUAGGAAUUUAUAUGAUCACUGUAGCAGGGAAUCUGGGAAUGAUCAUACUUAUUGGGCUCAGUUCCAACCUCCACACACCCAUGUACUAUUUUCUCAGCAGUCUGUCCUUUAUUGACUUCUGUCAGUCCACAGUUGUUACCCCUAAAAUGCUGGUGAACUUUGUGACAGAGAAGAACAUCAUCUCCUACCCUGGAUGCAUGACUCAACUCUACUUCUUCCUCAUUUUUGCAAUUGCAGAGUGUUACAUUUUAGCUGCAAUGGCAUAUGACCGAUAUGUUGCCAUCUGUAACCCAUUGCUUUAUAAUGUAACCAUGUCCUAUCAAAUUUACAUUUCCCUAAUUUCAGGAGUGUACAUUAUUGGUGUGAUCUGUGCAUCAGCUCACACAGGCUUCAUGGUUAGAAUUCGAUUCUGCAAGUUAGAUGUGAUCAACCACUAUUUCUGUGACCUUCUUCCCCUCUUGAAGCUUGCAUGCUCUAAUACCUUUAUCAACGAAAUGUUGAUUCUAUUUUUUGGGACACUGAAUAUCUUUGUCCCAAUCCUGACCAUUAUUACUUCCUACAUCUUCAUUAUUGCCAGCAUCCUCCGCAUUCGCUCCACUGAGGGCAGGUCCAAAGCCUUCAGUACUUGCAGUUCGCACAUCUUGGCUGUUGCUGUCUUCUUUGGAUCUUUAGCAUUUAUGUACCUUCAGCCAUCAUCAGUCAACUCCAUGGAUCAAGGGAAAGUGUCCUCUGUGUUUUAUACCAUUGUUGUGCCCAUGCUGAACCCUUUGAUCUAUAGUCUUAGGAAUAAAGAUGUUGCUGUUGCCUUGAAAAAAAUAAUUGAAAGAAAAACAUUUAUGUAGUUAGAAAUAAUGUGAGGAUUAUUUAUUAGAGCAAGAUUUUCCAUAAACACAUAGUUUGAACUGACAUUAUUCAUUUUAAUCUACUUGUCAAUUUUAUCACUCA